This is a messenger RNA of Quercus lobata, 1078 nucleotides long. RefSeq names its product salicylic acid-binding protein 2-like. Gene Ontology annotation, molecular function: methyl jasmonate esterase activity; methyl salicylate esterase activity; methyl indole-3-acetate esterase activity. The transcript has 3 exons. Bases 155 to 946 code for a protein of 263 amino acids. Gene Ontology annotation, biological process: jasmonic acid metabolic process; salicylic acid metabolic process. NCBI's taxonomy places the organism in Eukaryota, Viridiplantae, Streptophyta, Magnoliopsida, Fagales, Fagaceae. The record is from RefSeq and is a predicted model, not a curated record.
AUGCCACGAUCAAAUUUUGCUCUCUUCAAAAAAAAAAAAAGAAGGCAAGCUAGCGUGUCCUAUUAUCGAGACUUCUAGAUCUAGUUUUUCUUCUACAAAGUAAAAGAUGAAGCAAUUGUCAGUAGUCACACACAACUGACAACACAAGGUGGAGAUGGAGAUGGAGAAGGGGGAGAGGCACUUUGUGCUGGUUCAUGGAGCUGGUCAUGGAGCAUGGAGUUGGUACAGAGUGUUAACCUUGCUGAAAUCGGCUGGUCAUAAAGUAACAGCGUUGGACUUAGCUGUCAGUGGGAUUCACCCAAAGCAAGCACAUGAGCUCAGAUCACUAUCAGAUUACCUUGAGCCUUUAAUGGAAUUCAUGGCAUCUCUUCCAGCAGGGGAAAGAGUGAUCCUUGUGGGCCACAGCUUGGGUGGAGCCUUUAACUCUGUUGCCAUGGAAAAGUUCCCUGAGAAAGUUUCUGUUGCAGUGUAUGCCACAGCCCUUAUGCCUGGUCCUGACUUCGAUUUCUCUGCAGUAUAUGAUGAGUUCUUUCGGAGGUUGGAAUCGUUCAUGGACUCACAAUUCACAUUCGAUCAAGGGCCCAACAACCCACCAACCUCAUGGCUAUUUGGGUCCAAUUUCAUGGCAACCAAGUUAUACCAGCUCUCCCCACCUGAGGAUUUGAUGCUUGCCAUGUCUUUGGUGAGACCUUUCCGUCUUUAUGGUGAUGAUGCAUUGUGGUUAAAAGAAGCAGAACUAACCAAGGAGAAAUAUGGUUCUGUUCGUAGAGUUUAUAUUGUGUGUGACCAAGACAAUGUUCUAAAGGAGGAUUUUCAAAGGUGGAUGAUCGAGAAUAAUCCAACAGAUGAAGUGAAGGUGAUAACUGGUUCUGAUCACAUGGUCAUGUUUUCUAAACCGAAGGAGCUGUGCUCAUGUCUCCAAGAGAUUGCGGAUAAAUAUUCUUAAAUUUCUUAUUUAUGACGUUUUUGUGUUGGAAUUUGGAAUGUAUUUUUCACUGUGUAUCUCUGAUAUAAUGCAUUUUUCUAAAAAGACAUAAUAUCAGGGAAAUUACAAAUGCACAAUAACAAAUAAUCCACC